This is a messenger RNA of Encephalitozoon romaleae SJ-2008, 693 nucleotides long. RefSeq lists its product as hypothetical. Gene Ontology annotation, biological process: retrograde vesicle-mediated transport, Golgi to endoplasmic reticulum. The record is from RefSeq and is a predicted model, not a curated record. The transcript has a single exon. Gene Ontology annotation, cellular component: SNARE complex; endoplasmic reticulum. Lineage: Eukaryota; Fungi; Microsporidia; Unikaryonidae. Bases 1 to 693 code for a protein of 230 amino acids.
AUGAACAGAACAACAGAAUACCUGAAGUACAUAGACAGAAAGACACAAAUACCCUAUACCUCAGGGAGCGAGAGCUUCUACGACACCAUCAACUCAAAAAUAGAAAAGAUAGAGGCAAGACUAAGGAAAUCUUUAUCAUACAGGGAGACACUUAAGGUUGAGGAGGAGUUCGCCACCUUGUCCCUUGAAACUCAGCAAACAUUGGACAUAAUCUCGGUAGAGGGAUCUAAUGAUCUCGUACUCCACUUCGAAGGAAUCAAGAGGAUCAUUCUGAUGAAACUACAAGGAAUCGAGAGAAGACUUAGAGCCCUUAAGGAUUCUAAAAUAGGAACGAGCAUAGACCUGGAGCCCGAAAGGCCGCAGGUGUUCAGGAAUGUCGAGGAAGUACAGGUAAUGGAAGAGGAAAACAAGAAGCUUGUUGAGGGAUACAACAUGGAGGGAUAUAGAUUGACUAGAAGAAGGCUUCUCGAGGUAGAGGCACUUCAGGAUACAAUCUUUCAGCACCUGAUUCUCCAGGACGAGAGGAUAGACAACAUAAUAGAUCUUACAUCCAAGGCAGGGACAUAUGUCUCUGGAGGCAACGAGGCGUUGGGAAGGAUCACAAACUCGGGAAGAUUUUUUCGCAGAUUCCUGUUUAUUCUAUUACUUUGCUUGUCCUUUGUUCUGUUGUUUCUCCACUAUUACUAUAGGUAG